Messenger RNA from Eucalyptus grandis, 534 nucleotides. RefSeq names its product protein SRC2 homolog. Bases 1 to 534 code for a protein of 177 amino acids. The record is from RefSeq and is a predicted model, not a curated record. Lineage: Eukaryota; Viridiplantae; Streptophyta; Magnoliopsida; Myrtales; Myrtaceae. The transcript has a single exon.
AUGAAGAUGGAGUAUACAAGCCUCGAACUGCAGGUGAUCUCCUGCGAGGAACUCAGGGCCUUCAACUUCUUCCAGAAGCUCUCGGUCUUCGUGACGGUGUCCAUCGUUGCCGGCGACAACCCGAAGAAGCAGCUCCACCCGGCCCUCCAGCGGUGCCACAGGACGCCGACCAGCAAGGGCGGCCAUCGCAACCCGGAAUGGAACCACGAGGUGGGGCUCGACCUCUCGGCUGUCUCACCUAGGGACUAUCCGGGCCUUUCUCUCAGGUUCGACGUGCGGCUUCCCAGCGUCGUUGGCAGCCGCUCGAUCGGGGAAGUCCGCGCCUCGCUUCAGGAGUUGGUCGACGAGUUCAACGGGACCGUCCAGUUCCGACGCUACCUAGUGAAGAACGACGACGGAAAAGGGAUCGGGGUCUUGAAUUUUAGGUACAAGUUGUGUGGGAAGAGCGACGAGGUCGGCGACGAAAUUGGCUCGGACCGAGCCUUCGUCCAAAGCUCCGGUCCCAGGUCAAAUAACUUCAGUUAUUUGGAGUGA